This is a messenger RNA of Salpingoeca rosetta, 870 nucleotides long. RefSeq lists its product as uncharacterized. The record is from RefSeq and is a predicted model, not a curated record. The coding region runs from base 1 to 870 and encodes 289 amino acids. The transcript is spliced from 2 exons. Gene Ontology annotation, biological process: mRNA splicing, via spliceosome. Gene Ontology annotation, cellular component: U2-type spliceosomal complex; post-mRNA release spliceosomal complex. NCBI's taxonomy places the organism in Eukaryota, Choanoflagellata, Craspedida, Salpingoecidae.
AUGGCUGACCGCAAGGCGUCGAACAAGUGGAUCCCGCCAGACUUUGAUCCGAAGAAGACGUCGAGCAUCAACGCGUAUCAUGGGUCGCACCCGCUGCGCGAGCGUGCACGCAAGAUCAAGCAGGGCAUCCUGGUCAUCCGCUUCGAGGCGCCAUGGAACUUCUGGUGCGAGAGCUGCGGUGCCCACAUUGGCCGCGGCGUGCGCUGGAACGCGGAGAAGAAGAAGGUCGGCGCCUACUACUCCACCCCAAUCUACGCCUUCACCUUCACCUGCCACCUGUGCAGCAACACGAUUGUGUUUGAGACGGACCCGAAGAACUGCGACUACCGCAUCACCAAAGGCGGCCGCCGCAAGAAGGACACGUGGGACGCAGACGACGCGCAGAGCAUCGUCGUGCCAGACCAGCAGGAGAAGGACAAGCGCGCACAGGACCCCAUGUACAUGCUGGAGCACCAGGCAAGCGACAAGCACCGCGCCGCCGAGCAGCAGCCCCGGCUGGUGCGCCUGGUGCAGCUCAAGGAGCAGACCACCAAGCACGACUACGACAUCAACAGCAAGCUGCGCAACUCCUUCCGCCAAGAGAAGCGGAAGCUCAAGGCCAAGGCAGACAAGGACAACGCGCUCCUGAGCAAGGCAUCCCUGGACAUCAAGCUUGUUCCCGAGGACGAGGGCGACGUUGCCCUGGCCAAGCACACCACCUUUGGGCAGCACACGCCAACCACCAUGCGUACCGCGAGGGACGCCAUCAAACGCCAGUCCAUCUUCUCUCACGCAUACACGAGCAGCGCAAGCAAGCACAGCCAAAGCGACAACAACAGCAGCAAUCGUAGCCGCAGUGGUGGCGAUACGCCACGCGCGCAGGUGACCUGA